Molecule: messenger RNA, 1218 nt
Organism: Coccomyxa subellipsoidea C-169
Lineage: Eukaryota; Viridiplantae; Chlorophyta; Trebouxiophyceae; Coccomyxaceae
Exons: 7
Coding region: 1-1218 (405 amino acids)
Biological process (GO): phosphatidylcholine biosynthetic process
Source: RefSeq, a predicted model, not a curated record
AUGAGCAGCUCUAGCGAUAAGCAACGGCGCAGACGGCGGCACAGACCAUCGCCCCACAGCUCUGAAACAUGGAAAUCAACAGUGCAGAAAGUGGGGCUCGAGGUCUUGGGAGACAUUAGAGCCUCCAGCCCCACUUUGAGAGCCUUCAGGGAGAAUGGCAUAAGAUUACGAGAGAGCUACGAUGCACUAAGACGGUCGCUGCAGCGAGCACACAAGCAAAACGCACCCCAGAGAUUACAGCACGGUCAACCAGCAAUCUCCACCGACGUCAACCGGCUGCUGAAGGACAUUGGCAGCAGGAAGGAGUCGAAUCUGUACGCCGCGGGGGCCCUGGUCUUCGGUUUUGGGCUGUUCGUUGCUGGGGCAGCACCAUUCCUACUACCAGCUUGCUAUCUGAUCUUCGCUGCUGUCUGCUUCCCCUGGCGAGUGUACACCUUCACCAAGCGCAAAUGGGGGUUUUUCCUCUUGGACUUCUGCUAUUGGGGAAAUCUUGCCACUGUUGCCUUCCUGCUGUUCGCACCCCACAACCAUCAACUUGGAGCUGCAGUAUAUGCUCUGGCGGAUGGGCCACUGGCUGCCGCACUGAUUGCCUGGCAGAGCGCAUGGGUAUUUGGAUCAACGGAGCAUUCCAUCAGUGUCCUUAUACACCUGCUUCCAGGCCUGGCACUCUUUGCGCACCGGUACGCACCGGUGCCAGAGUCGCUGCUGAGUGUCUGGCGGCGCGUGGUUGGUGGUGAGCAGUCAGUGGCGGUAGCAGAGCCUGCUGGCAUCUUCUGGAUCUUUGGAGCGCCUUUGGUGUUCUAUGUGAUCUGGCAAUUGAUGUAUUUCAUCAUUGUACAGGUGAUGUGCAGACAGAUCAUCCAGAAGCAUGGAUAUGACACGAGCUACAAUGCCUUGGCGAGGAGGGCAGCCAAGAGCAACAAUGUGUGGAACAGACUGGUCAGGAAAGGCAGCAUAGCAAGGAGGGUGUGCAUGUAUGGCCUUGUUCAGGCGGUCUUCACCAUCACUGUGCUGAUCAUGUUCAUUCCUGUAUAUUACAACUUCUACCUGUCCUUUGCGUGGCAGGUCAUGAAGGUAGUGUUUCCUGUAUACUAUGGCGCUCAGUAUCAGUGUGAGAAGGUACCAAAGCACGCAGUGCUCAAGGCCUUGCGAGCUCAGCGGGCACAGGCUGACGCAACAAAAGCAGCUGUGUCCAGCCAAAUAGAGCGUUCAAACUGA